AGAUAAAUAAACUGUCAAAUGUCAACUUGAAAUAAAGAGGUACAAGUUUUGAGAAUAAAUAAACAAACAAAAUAAGUUUACUGACUAAAGUCGCGAUAAAUGUUUUUACGUAAUUUCACGCAAGGGAAAAUACGACAAACAGCCAGUCAAUCUAAAGUCAUGUCUCACUUAUUAUUGGAACCGGUAGUCUACAAUCCAGACACAUUGAAUCUAAAUGACAGUCCAGAGAGCAAAACGUAUUGGUUUCUCUGUUUCCAAGACUUGAUUGGAAGAUUGUCGAAACAGGCAUCUAAGAGUUGUACUGACGAUGACGCCGAGAUUCGAGCAGAGAAAUUAAAACAAUACUACAUAAAGGAGUUGACAUUACUGCAGGACGAAAAAAACAACUCUGAGGAACCUCUUACUAUUCGAAAAUACCUCGAUUUGCAUGAGCAUUGUCUCAGGUUGUUCAAUUUCGUAGAUCCAUGGAAGGAACAAAAGGCAAUUGAAAAUGACUUUGCUUUAAUUCGACUCAAAAGUCGUCUCAUCGAAAUCGAUAAAUUAGAGGGGGAUGAAAGGUGGAUUGAAAUCGCUAAGGGCUUGCUUGCAGGCAAUCUAUUUGAUUGGGGAUGUAGCAGUGUGAGUAUGAUGCUUGAAAAAAACAAAUCAUUCGGAUUGACGGAAGCCGUGGAUUGCAUUCAAAAACGCCCUUGGGUUAUUGACGACCUUGAUGAUUGGCUCAGUAAGAUGAGACAACCACAAAAUUUUAAAUGUUGUGCUAUAUUCGCCGAUAACAGUGGCGUAGAUGUCGUUUUGGGAAUCCUGCCCUUUGCUCGAGAGAUGCUUCGUCGCGGUACGAAGGUUUUAUUGUGCGCCAAUCAAGAACCAGCUCUAAACGAUAUAACCCACAAAGAGUUGUUGGGAGUAAUUGAGAGAUGUUGUUUGGAAUGUCAAAUUAUAAAAACUGCAUAUGAAACUGGUCAAUUACAGAUCCAUAGUAACGGUCAAAGUGGGCCCUGUCUGGACUUUCGUCAACUCCCAGAAGAAUUGAAUAUCGCCCUCAUUAAACACGAAUGUGACCUCAUUGUAAUCGAGGGCAUGGGUAGAGCUUUACACACUAAUUUACAUGCAAAAUUUAAAUGUGAUGUACUAAAAUGUCUCGUUAUCAAAAACCAGUGGUUAGCGAAGAAUUUGUUUGAUAGUGGAAUAUUUUCGGUAAUUUUUAAGUAUGAACGGGGUGGAACCCAUAAUUCGUCGAAGAAUAUCAACUGUUGACUGUAAAUGCCGUGUUAAGAUUUGCUGAUAAAGAAUAAGCUGAACACAAAUAUAUUUAUGUAAAACUAAAUGUUAAUAUUAAUCGUGUUCAACGCUGUAACCGCUAUUCGGAUAUGCGAGAAUAAAGAAGUAAUGUUUUUAUUAGUC
Messenger RNA from Culicoides brevitarsis, 1401 nucleotides. RefSeq names its product 4'-phosphopantetheine phosphatase. Gene Ontology annotation, biological process: coenzyme A biosynthetic process. Lineage: Eukaryota; Metazoa; Arthropoda; Insecta; Diptera; Ceratopogonidae. Gene Ontology annotation, molecular function: ATP binding; pantothenate kinase activity. The record is from RefSeq and is a predicted model, not a curated record. The coding region runs from base 100 to 1254 and encodes 384 amino acids. The transcript has 4 exons. Gene Ontology annotation, cellular component: nucleus; cytosol.